This is a messenger RNA of Cornus florida, 607 nucleotides long. RefSeq names its product large ribosomal subunit protein eL37z. Bases 112 to 399 code for a protein of 95 amino acids. The transcript has 4 exons. Gene Ontology annotation, biological process: translation. Gene Ontology annotation, molecular function: structural constituent of ribosome; RNA binding. The record is from RefSeq and is a predicted model, not a curated record. NCBI's taxonomy places the organism in Eukaryota, Viridiplantae, Streptophyta, Magnoliopsida, Cornales, Cornaceae. Gene Ontology annotation, cellular component: ribosome; cytosolic large ribosomal subunit.
ACCUCUCUUGCUUCAUUUCACCAUAUAUGAAUACGGUGUCUACUCGCCGCACUCAAAUCUCUUUAUCCAAGAGCCCCAAAACCUAGGGUUUCUUCUGCAACUGCAAAAUCAAUGGGAAAAGGAACAGGAAGCUUCGGUAAGAGGAGGAACAAGACCCACACACUCUGUGUGAGAUGUGGUCGCCGCAGCUUUCAUCUCCAGAAGAGCCGAUGCUCUGCUUGUGCCUUCCCUGCAGCCCGUGUCAGGAAAUAUAACUGGAGUGUGAAGGCGAUCAGAAGGAAGACCACUGGAACUGGUCGCAUGAGGUAUCUUCGCCACUUGCCCCGCAGAUUCAAGAGCUGCUUCAGAGAAGGCACUCAAGCGACUCCGAGGAGCAAGGGAGUCUCAGCUUCUGCUUGAGGGCGUUGAAUGGUUGAUGCAGGAAUGUUUUGGGGUACUUAAUUGUAGUCUAUUGGUGUUCACUAAAUUAAGUUUUAUGAUCAGAACAAGUCAAAUUUUGGGAACAUCGUUUGAAUGCUUUAUACCCACUUAAUAUGUAGUUGUGUUUACAAUUUAAUAUGUAGUUGAAUUGAGUUUUUUGAGUAAUGAAGGAUGAGACUUAUUAUUA